UUCAUCCCUGCUUAAUUUGUCACGAACUUGGCUACUAACCAACAUUUUCUUCUAUCUUCCAAAACAAACCAUAAACCUCCUCCUCCAAUAACCUCUCCUAUUCUUGUGCCCAAAAAAAAAGUCACGAAACAAGAAAAUGUCAUCCAGUGCUAGCUUGGGUUAUGGAGUGCCAACAUGCUUCAACAAUGCUCAACAAAGCAAGAAGAAUCAACCAAUGAGGAACAGUUUCAUGGUCAAACAUCACAACAGUGUGGGAGUGAUGAAGGGUUGGAGAGGAAAAUGUGGUAACACUAAAACAUCGAAAAGGGUAGGAGUGGUGAAGUGUAGAGGGCUAGGAGACUUCAUAGGGGGUGACUUGUUGAAGCUUGACCUUGGACAGUGGCUUUCUGAUGUCGAAGAGCACAAGGCACUUGCAAUAUACCCUCCUCAUGAGGGUGGCUAUGAGGGACGCUACUUGUCACGUCUCAGACGUCAAGGAUACUAUUUCCUUGAUCUUACUGCUCGUGGCCUUGGUGAUCCUGAAACCACACUCACCAAGAUUCACCCUGUCUGCCCUCCUCAUGUUGGCAAGCAGCCAAUAGCAAGGUGGUAUUUCCCACCAGAAGUGGAUUACAGAUUAGAAGCAUUGCCACCAAAUGCCAAAGGACUGGUGGUGUGGAUAAUUGAAGCCAAGGUUCUCUCUAAGGCUGAACUGCAGUUUCUUGCAUUGCUGCCAACACUUAGGCCUAAUGUGAGGGUCAUUGCUGAAUGUGGAAACUGGAGAAAGUUUAUGUGGAAACCACUAAAAGAAAUUGCAGGACUAGAAAGCAGUGAGGAAGCUUGAUGGUGCUACAUUACUACUUACCAUCUCUUACUUCCAACCUCAAAAAUCAAGUGCAAAUAUUUUUACUUUCUCCAAUUUAAGGCUUUACAUAGCUGCAGAUAACUGGGAUAAGAAAGGAAGAGAAAGAGAUAUAGGAAAAAUCAAGUUCCUUGUAAAUAAUUAGAUCUGCCACAAUCAUGAGUGGCACAUUCUCAAAGUUUAAUUUUGUGGAAGCACAAACAUUUCCUCCAACAUGGUAUUCCUGAUAUUUCAUUUCAACAAAAUUUUGCAAUAGAGUUACAGUAUAA
Messenger RNA from Cajanus cajan (pigeon pea), 1110 nucleotides. RefSeq names its product NADH dehydrogenase-like complex N (gene NDHN). Gene Ontology annotation, molecular function: oxidoreductase activity, acting on NAD(P)H, quinone or similar compound as acceptor. Gene Ontology annotation, cellular component: membrane. NCBI's taxonomy places the organism in Eukaryota, Viridiplantae, Streptophyta, Magnoliopsida, Fabales, Fabaceae. The record is from RefSeq and is a predicted model, not a curated record.